AUGUCAACGUUUAUAGGAAGGACUGGGAGGGCACUCUCUCGUCUCAAACUAUCUCCAAAUAUUGCACCAAAAUCCCGCUGUGGCUGUCCUUGGACAAGAGCCUUGACAUCAGGUCCUCCUUACCUCCCCCCGCGACAAUUCCCAACAUCAGGAUUUGUGAAAGUCGAUCCUGCAGAGAAGGUCGAAGAAGAAACACUUCCCUUUUAUGUUGCAGAUAAAUACUACCCGGUGAUAAUGGGUGAGGUCUUCGCAUCUAGGUACCAGGUCGUUUCCAAACUUGGUUAUGGAACGUCAUCUACCACUUGGCUUUGCCGCGACCUCCACGACCACGGAUUUAAUACUUUGAAAAUCUGUGCUUAUGAUCAAAAACCAAUACAAGAGAUGGCAGUCUCUGAUCGCCUAAAAAACGCCAGUGAUCACUCUGGAAAGAGCUUAGUUCGCCUUAUUCUUGAAUCAUUUCAAAUCACCGGUCCUCACAGAAAACACACCUGCUUAAUCUACCAGCCUCUAGGCGUGAGUUUUACUGAGCUUUGA
Messenger RNA from Penicillium malachiteum, 534 nucleotides. RefSeq lists its product as uncharacterized. NCBI's taxonomy places the organism in Eukaryota, Fungi, Ascomycota, Eurotiomycetes, Eurotiales, Aspergillaceae. The transcript has 2 exons. Gene Ontology annotation, biological process: spliceosomal complex assembly; regulation of mRNA processing. The coding region runs from base 1 to 534 and encodes 177 amino acids. The record is from RefSeq and is a predicted model, not a curated record.